Messenger RNA from Fusarium tjaetaba, 267 nucleotides. Its product is annotated as sugar transport STP1. The record is from RefSeq and is a predicted model, not a curated record. Gene Ontology annotation, biological process: transmembrane transport; carbohydrate transport. Gene Ontology annotation, molecular function: carbohydrate:proton symporter activity. NCBI's taxonomy places the organism in Eukaryota, Fungi, Ascomycota, Sordariomycetes, Hypocreales, Nectriaceae. The transcript has 2 exons. The coding region runs from base 1 to 267 and encodes 88 amino acids. Gene Ontology annotation, cellular component: membrane.
AUGCUAGGCAUGGACAUCACCACUUAUUCUUCCCUGGUCAUUGCGAUCGGUGGGCUUGUUUAUGGUGUUGACACAGGUAUCGUCGCGACCACCAUCGCCCAUGAUUCCUUCAAAACAUACAUGUACGGGUCCCUUGAUCCGAGGCCCCAACUCACUGGUGCCAUCGUCUCAACCUAUUAUGCUGGCAACUGCAUCGGCUCUCUUACAUCUGGUGCCAUCAUGGACAAAUGGGGUCGCAAGAUUCUUGUCAUGCUUGCCACACUUUGA